AUGCAUGCGUUCACAUUCCAUCGGCAAACUGAGCCUGAGACCCAGGAGAUUUCUCGAGCUGCAGAGGUUUUUCAAACAACUCUCCAAGUCCUGAAGAACAGAGUAAAACAGAGAUAUAAGAGGGAUUACAGGGUAACAGAGCUGUUGUCAGGGGCGGAUUUGGACCUGAUUACAGAGCUGUCUGAGUGUCCGUCUGCAUUACAUCCAGUCAGCUGUCAGCCCAGUCAUCUCAGCAAGUACCGCACCAUAACAGGAGUCUGCAACAACAGGCAAAAUCCUCGCUGGGGAGCAGCCAACACCGCCUUGGUCAGAUGGCUUCCAGCUGAAUACGAAGACGGGGAGAAAGAACCCAAGGGUUGGAACCGAGAACGGCUCUAUAAUGGAUUCCAACUUCCCCUGCCUCGGACGCUCAGCAGGGAGAUCGUCAGGAGCGCCUGCAAAUCGAACGACGAGGCCUAUUCUCAGCUGCUGGUGCACUGGGGCCAGUACAUUGACCAUGACAUCACCAUGACCCCUCAGAACAGCGCCUCUCCAGUUCGAACAGGGAAGGACUGUUCGAAUUCGUGUAAAAAUGUGGAGCCGUGCUUUCCCAUUCAGACACAAGACGCGUGCUGCGAUGCACAAGGCUGUAUUCCUUUUUUUCGCUCCACACCAGACUGCUUUGUCAAUCCUCAGUAUGAUACACAACAAGCCUUGCAGCGACAACAGCUCAAUGCUAUCUCUUCAUUCAUUGAUGCAGCGCUGAUUUAUGGAAGCACUCCACACCUUCAGAGCUUCCUGCGUGGCCCUAAUGGGAAACUUGCCGUCAACAACGCAGUCAGAGAUCCUAAAAAAAGGCCGUACCUUCCGUAUAUGCCCAUGCUGCCCACAAGCUGCCUCCAGAACCUACAGGAACCACACUGGGACAGAGUGGAGUGUUUCAUCGCCGGAGACGUUCGGGUCAACGAGGGUCUGCCCCUGACUAUUUUGCAUACGCUGUUCCUCAGAGAACACAAUCGGAUCGCAGAGGAGCUGAAACACAUUAAUAACCACUGGAACGCGGAGACGAUAUUCCAAGAAACCCGCAAGAUUAUUGGCGCUGUGCACCAGAUCAUAACAAUGAGAGAUUAUCUCCCAAAGAUUAUUGGCUCGGAGUCAUUCCAAGAAUUCAUCGGACCCUACAGGGGAUACGAUCCGACUGUGAACCCCUCCGCCGCCAAUGUGUUUGCCACAGCUGCGUUCAGGUUCGGCCACGGUACCGUCUCCCCGAUCCUCCCGAGACUGAACGAGAGCUUCCAGGAGCACGAGCGCUUCUGCCACUUGAGAAUGCACGCUACUUUCUUCAGUCCGUGGAGAAUAGUCAACGAAGGUGGGAUUGAACCAAUCCUGAGAGGUAUGAUUGGAAGUGCAGCAUCAGUUGCUAGCUCAAAAAUGCUGGUGGCAGAGGAGGUAACAGAGAGGCUGAUCCUCAUGAAUUCAGUCGAGCGCAUGGACCUGGCUUCAAUGAACAUGCAGAGAGGACGAGAUCACGGCCUCCCAGGAUACAACGACUGGAGGAAAUUCUGCGGAUUGAGGCGCGUUAGGACAUUGAAAGAUCUCGCAGAGGUUGUGGGAGACUACAGGGUUGCUGAGAAGGUACUAAACAUAUACAAACAUGUGGACAAUAUCGAUGUUUGGCUCGGAGGACUUCUUGAAAGCUUGCUGCCCGGCGCAAGGACUGGUCCUCUCUUUGCUUGCCUUAUUGGAAAACAGAUGAAAAUGAUCCGUGAUGGUGAUAGGUUUUGGUGGAGUGCUGAGGGUAUAUUCACCCAGCAACAGAAGAAUGAGCUUUUACAAUUUUCUCUGUCUCGUCUCAUCUGUGACAACAGCGACGUCGGGGAAGUCCUCCCCGAUUCUUUCCAACGUGGGACAUACCCCUGUGAUUAUGUCUCUUGUGAUCAUAUACCAUCAAUGAAUUUGGAGGCUUGGCGAGAAAAGAGACUAGACUUGCAACAGUGUGCCUACCCAGGAACGAUAAAGAACGGGGAUUUUGUUUUGUCCACCACAUCUGGCAAACUGGUGGCUUUGUACUCCUGUUCCCAUGGUUUCAAAUUAAAAGGUAGUGCUGCGAUUGUUUGCGAGGGAGGUCGGUGGAAUGGUCAACCCCCACAAUGUACAG
Stegastes partitus (bicolor damselfish) is the source of this 2137-nucleotide messenger RNA. RefSeq names its product thyroid peroxidase. Gene Ontology annotation, biological process: response to oxidative stress. NCBI's taxonomy places the organism in Eukaryota, Metazoa, Chordata, Actinopteri, Pomacentridae. The record is from RefSeq and is a predicted model, not a curated record. The transcript has 10 exons. Gene Ontology annotation, molecular function: peroxidase activity; heme binding. The annotation marks the transcript as partial.